AUGCCGACUGAAGUCACUGUACAGAAUUUGUACAUUUUUAACUCUAAAUUAUCGAAAACCGAGGACGAUGGAGCUAAAAAAAUAUUAUUUUAUUAUCCAGAACACGACGAUGAGAACAAAAAAGUUCUCAAUGUCGGUCACAUUGAAGCUGUAAUCUGUUUUGCACGGAACUUUAAUGCAAAUGAGUCAUGUGAAUCAUUGCGUACUGAAAAAUCAUUGCAAGUGUUGUACAAUGCGGAGCCAGAUUUUUGGAUAGUUAUUACUGUUUCAGCACAAUGUAAAUCUAAACAAAAGUCUUCAGAGUCCCCAGAUGAACCUAUAUAUUGCACGCAUAAUCUCCAAGAACCAAUUUAUUUGGCCGUUCUGAAACACUGGUAUCAUACGUUUCAAAUGACUGUGGGUAGUAUGACUAAGCUAAUGAACGAUAAUGAUCCGGAUUAUCUCAGACUUAUGCUUAACAAAUUUUAUAGCAAGUAUUUACAGAGUACUGAUGUAUCGAGUCACACAUUUAUGGAUAUGUUUCAUGGUAUCAGUUUUCUUCCUUUAGACAAUGCCAUUCAUUUGAACGCUCAGAGUUUUCUAAAUAUUAUUGAAAACACAUUUCAACAAGUACAUUUUACAAUGUUACUUUAUAAUGAUUCACUUGUUUGGAGUGGUUUGAAUAAACGUCAAACUCAACUUGUGUAUUCCUAUAUUUUAAUGUGGGUUUUACCAGAAAUUUCAAAGAAAGACAAUUUAGUCAAAGGAAAUUCAGUACAACAAUGUUUGCCCAAUCAAUUAGUUGGAAGGUUUAUAACAAAUGUUUGGGCAGUAAAAACAGAUAGUUGGAUUAGUGAUUUGGGUAAGGUUCCUAUUUUAAGGUUAAAUGAUGAAAACGACGAAACAUUCAAAAGCUAUAGGCUAGUUAUGUAUAAAGCUCAUCAAUCAAUUGUUUGUAUGUUUAUUAAAAUGGAAAAUCCUUUAACGGCAGAUUUAUACAACUCGUUAGAUCAGUUUCUUGGGACAAAAUUACAUUUGUUAUCAGAAAAGAUGAAAAAUACAGUUGAAAAGACAUUGGCUUCAAAAUUGUAUACUGAAAGACCAGCUAAAUUUGUAUAUUUUAAUGGUAUGAAUUUAGCUAUUAAAAAUUCAAUUAAGCAUUCAAACACAGCAGCUACAACUAAUAGACCAUCCGAAUUUAAUCUUAGUCCGGAAGCAUUACGAGUGUUAGUGGAUAUUAGCAGCCAACAAUCUUGUAUGCACCCAACUUAUUCUGUUAUGAUAAAAACAGCUAAUGAUAAUUGGGUAGCUGGUAGAUUAUGCAAUUCACGAGAAAUUUAUAUAGUGUUGAAUCAAAAGUUGACCAAGUUAUAUGAUGUAGAUUCUGAAAUUCAAAGUCUUUGUGCUCAGGAAUUUGGAACAAUAUUUUUUUAUGAUUAA
Messenger RNA from Macrosiphum euphorbiae (potato aphid), 1419 nucleotides. NCBI's taxonomy places the organism in Eukaryota, Metazoa, Arthropoda, Insecta, Hemiptera, Aphididae. The record is from the annotation of a GenBank genome assembly.